This is a messenger RNA of Mercenaria mercenaria, 788 nucleotides long. RefSeq lists its product as uncharacterized. The transcript is spliced from 4 exons. The coding region runs from base 132 to 542 and encodes 136 amino acids. NCBI's taxonomy places the organism in Eukaryota, Metazoa, Mollusca, Bivalvia, Venerida, Veneridae. The record is from RefSeq and is a predicted model, not a curated record.
GAACAAAGGGGAGGAGUUAAGAUAAAAAGAUAAGCAUAUAUCUACAAAUACUAUAAAUACAAGUGAAAAAUAUCAGAUAACCAACACAACUAAGUUACUGACAGAAUAAAUAUCGAAAAAGAAAGAUAGCCAUGGAUAGGAUACAGUGCCUGCCACAGUUUCUUGGAUUGUUAUGUAUUGCCUACAUGCUGGCAACAGUCGAUGCAGGAGAAUCAAACUGCCGAACUGGAGACGCCUGUAACAGCUGUCCUGACGGUCACUUCCAUAUGCUGAACGUCAACAAUAAGAACAUUAGGGUCUGUUGUGACGGCUGUAAGAAGUAUAUCCAGUCCGGACACAGAAUUAGCGACGGCUUGCCUUACUGCAGCUGCUAUGACCCUAAAGACAUUGCAGGAGAUUGUUGGAAAGAUGACCAAUGUUCGAGUUGUGAUAGCGGAAGGGUUGGUCAUAUCAACUCCAUCCCCGUUUGCUGUGCUAACUGUGAAGACUCUGGCCUCGCCAUCGGAGGCAGAUUCUGCAGCUGUCUUCAUAAUGGAAAAUAAAAAUAAACAAAUGUUGUAGACAGUCCUCGGAAGACAGAUAUUCUAACGAACUGUCACAGUGUUCCUCAAAUUCUUAGUAUUUUUUGUUUGUUUUUCGUUUGUUUUUGAAGAAAUGAAACUUUUGGUUCAAAAAUGUAUUAAGCAUAAUUUCUUAUAUUUCAUUGUUUUAAAAAAAAUAAUCCGAGAAAGUUUGCUUUUUGGAAUAUGAUGUUAUACAGGUCUCGUUUUAUGAAAUAAAUCUUUCAA